AUGCUCGCCUCAAGCAUCCUCUUAGCCUUCGGCCUCCUCAUCGCCAAAAGCUCAGCUUCCCCCAUCGACGCCAACGCCUCUUUCAACGAAACAAUAUCCCCCCGAGCAGGCACACCCAGCUCAACUGGCACAAACAACGGCUUCUACUACUCCUGGUGGACCGACGGCGGCGCCGACGCAACCUACACCAACGGCCCAGGCGGCCAAUACAGCAUCAAAUGGGGCCCCGGCGGCAACCUCGUCGGCGGCAAAGGCUGGAACCCGGGCAGCAACACCCGAGCAAUCAGCUACACAGCCGCCUACACGCCCACAGGCAACAGCUACCUCAGCAUCUACGGCUGGACGCGCAACCCGCUAAUCGAAUACUACAUAGUCGAGAACUACGGCACGUACGACCCGUCGUCCGCCGCAACGGCCAAGGGCAGCGUCACGGCAGACGGGAGCGCGUACAAAAUUCUGCAAACGACGCGCACGAACCAGCCGAGUAUAGACGGCACGCGGACAUUUCAGCAGUUCUGGUCGGUGCGCAGUGCGAAGCGCUCCGCCGGGACGGUGGAUGUGGCGAGGCAUUUUGAGGCGUGGGCGAAGCUGGGCAUGAGGCUUGGGACUGAGCAUAAUUAUCAGAUUGUGGCGACGGAGGGGUAUUUUAGUAGUGGGAGUGCGACGGUGACGGUGUCGGAGGGGGUGGGUGGGAGUCCGUCUGAUCCUGCGCCGCCGUCGAGCCCGUCGACUUCUCCUCCUGAUGGUGGUGGCUCUUGUGCCGCUCUAUAUGGUCAGUGCGGAGGGCAAGGAUGGCCAGGAGCCACAUGCUGCGCAACGGGAACGUGUAAAGCCUCAAAUGCGUUCUAUUCGCAGUGUCUGUGA
Messenger RNA from Pseudovirgaria hyperparasitica, 864 nucleotides. RefSeq names its product glycoside hydrolase family 11 protein. Gene Ontology annotation, molecular function: hydrolase activity, hydrolyzing O-glycosyl compounds; cellulose binding. Lineage: Eukaryota; Fungi; Ascomycota; Dothideomycetes; Acrospermales; Acrospermaceae. Gene Ontology annotation, biological process: xylan catabolic process. The transcript is spliced from 4 exons. The coding region runs from base 1 to 864 and encodes 287 amino acids. Gene Ontology annotation, cellular component: extracellular region. The record is from RefSeq and is a predicted model, not a curated record.